CUAUGGUUCCUACAGGAAGACAUGGCCUUGCAGGGUAAGCAGGCAUAGGACAGGCUAGUUGGAAUAAUUUCAGCAGAUGCUGGGGCAUAGGGACUGUCCCUCAUUGUUUGGUACCUGGCCCCAGAUGAUGAGGGCAGGGGGUAGUGGCCCAGAGUAUGAGAGAAGGUGGUCAGGGGCGUGGGCUCUGGAUUGGUGGGUUUGCAUUUGAAAAGCAUGCACGUUGUCUACUGUCUCUAAGAAUUGACUGGUCCUGCAAGCGCAGUCUCUCCAGGGUUAGCAAGGCCCCGGCUGUCGGAGCAUCAGAAUACAGAAAAUAAGCCAUAGCUAAUGUAUCGGGAGGGUACAUAGCACUAAAUCCUAGAUCUCAGGGCUCUAGAUAAUCCUGAAAUGCCUUGUCUGGGGAACCCAGAAGUACUUGGGAAUACUGCCAGAACGGGUAUGGAGGCCGUUGGUGGGGAGGCCGCAUAGGGUGGCCAUACACUGAGGAGCUGGUCUGCAAGGCAAUGACAGCUGCCAGGUAGACAAGCCAAGUCUGUACGAAUCUUAAGUCCAUGAAGAUGCUGAACAGACUUGUGUCAGAGAGUGCUUGUAGUGUUAUAGGGACUUCAGUGCUAUUUGUUUUAGGUACAUUGUAAAAUGAUUGAGCUACAUUAUGAGCUCCUCACUAAAAUUUUGGCCGACACCCAGGCAUCACGCCUCUGCAUAUCUUCAGACCCGGUCAAGUUCUUAUGUUGGAGGCUGUGAAUGUGGGCAGCUCUUCAUGAUUCUGGACCAUAUAUAUUGUUAUUGGAUGAAAUGUUUGAUGUGGGUGCCAAGCGAGAGUUGGUUUCUAACAAUGCAUAAAUUAUAUUUCAAAUGCUUAACUUACACACACACACACACGCGCACACGCACACAUGUGCACGCACACCCACGCAGAGUGUAGGAUCUGCCGUUCAAGAGUCCUGGAAUGGAAUGGCACAGCUGCCUCACUCUUGGAAUCAGGGAAAUCACCCUGGUUCUUAGUUUAAAACAUUCCGUGGAAAUGUCUCCACAAAAGAUGGACAAAUCAGGGCAGCACUGUUUCCUGAAGCCUCAUUGCUCCCUGACUCCCAGGCCCAGUUCUGGAGCCAAUGGUGGUAGAUGACCUCUUAUAUUUCCUGUGGCGAGAAGUCCAGCCAGUUCCCUCCAUGAGGAAGUUGGCUUAGUGGCCCUGAGUAAUUCCGAGGAACAGCCCAGCCUCUGAGACCCCCUUCUUGGCUAUGCUCUGGAGAACAGACAUAGGAACAGAACGACCAUUCCACAGAGACAAGGAGAAAGGGAACAGGGGAAGAUGGAGAGUUUCGGAAGCACCUGAAGCUGGAGCCUCCUUUCGUCUCUUACGUAGUAUUCCUGUUUCAGGGGGAGGUAGUUGGCUGGGUUCUUCCCUUCAGUCAAACUAUAAGCAAAAAAGUGAACUUAUGUGGUCUGAAGGGAAGAUCAAAUGGGUAAAUUCUGGAACUAACAGAGAUGGGGCAGGAGUCAUGAAUAUAUACAUGUUAGAGUCGGGGUUUGAACCCUUAUCUAAAAGCCACCACUCACCUUCUCUCCCUCCGUUUAUAUACAGCAGGAUGUUGUAGAUGCUGGAAAUACUCCCACCACCUGACCUCCCUCUGAUUCUUCUUCCCCUUCUCCUUCUCUUCCUCCUGCCUGGCCUCGUCCUCCUCCUCACCAGCUCCAUCUCUGUCUCUCCUUUCUCCUCCUGCUCCUCCCCCCCUUCUUCCUGUCCUCCUCCUUCUUUCUUCAACCCGCCUCCUCCUUCACCUUCUUGCUUCUCAUGGUUAUUAUAGCUCCCACCUACUGACCGUUUACUGCGUUCCAAGCAUUGUGUCAAACACUUCACCUACAGUGUCUCAUUAAGUCACGCAGUUGGUGUUACCAUCCCCACUUCGCCUCAAGGAGUUUGACACUCAAAAACAAUGUGUAGCUCACCAAAGUUCUCCUGGCUCCCAAGGGCUGGGAUUUGACCCCAGAUUUGCCCGACUUCAAAGCUGGGGCUCUUAACUACUGUGGGCAUGGCUGCUUCUAUGGCUCCAUAUAGCCGCUUACCUUUAACUCUUAAUUGUGCAGAAAAACAAAACAAAAAAACACAUGGCUUUCCCUCUUGGCAUGAUUCAGUUGUCCUCAGGCCUUGUUGUAAAUUUUGCAAAAUUUCAGGGUAAAUAGUAACAACCCCUCCCUCAUAUCGUGCUAUAUUUAUGUAGAUUGGGUUGACCUUACCUUCCUAAUGACAGUCGAGAUUCUGGCCCACAUGGAGCUGGUCAUUUCCUUCUGCAUGUACUGCGCUCACCAUGGUUGGUGCGUGGGGGCCCGCCUCUGGCCGUCUCUCCAGAGAUCCCUCCCGCAGCUCCUUCAGGGUUGCUGGCUAUCCCUCCAGGACCUUUGCUUUCCUCUAGGAUCCAAUAUGCACCAUCUGUGAUUCACUGUAAGCAAUUCUGACCUCUGGAAAAGAAUUCAUGCCUGCAAAACAUAAAUGAUGGUUUUUAGUUGGUCACGAUUAUUUUUACUUUAUUGUGUCAGUAAUACAUGUUUGAAGAGGAGUGUUUUUUUUGCCUUAUUGAAGUGACUCAUCAUGGGAUUCCCACCAAGACAUGAAAUAGACAUAGUGUAAAGCCAUUUACAUAAAAGCACAAAUUCCUAUUGCUGAGACCACACCGUGCUUACAGUACUCUCAAAUACUGACACCCGGAUGGAUUGUUCUCCUAGCUCAGAGGGUCACGGUGGUUCUCCAUUCAAGAAUAAAACCAGUAGAAACUGCAUGAAUAGACACUAAGGAACCAGCCUGUUUUCAAGAAGUAGCUGUAAUCGGGAAAGCAUUCUCUUUUCCUGACAACCCUAUUUGUCGAUUUGAAACUCCAAACAGCUUAGUAAUUACAGAUGACUUUCUAAAAUCCUCUUUGCAUAUUUCUUUCCUCUUCCAAAAUAGUUUUUUAUAUUUGACGUCAGUGACGAAUAAUCUAGGCUAAUUGACUAGCAUGUGGCCCAGCUUUAAGUUUUAUUUAUUUUUUUCCCCCUGAGGUUUUUGUGGUGAGGUGUGGAAACCACAGCGGAGGGCCUGGUAACCAUGGUGACGGCAUUGCCUCAGUGAAGUGGUUCUCAGAGCUCAGGCCGGGAGGCUAAUUCCUAUAACAAAGCCUUUUUUGUGUUCAAGAGGGCCCAGGAGAGCCCGGGGUUGUGACAGUGGCAGACAAACCUUCAGCCCGAGGACCUGUGAAGGAAAGAGGUGCACCGUGUGGUGGAAUCUCUUGAUCGCACCCACUUUGCAGAAGAGAAAAACGGGGCUGCAGUGGGGCCCAAAUGCUCCUCAAGGUCACCUGGUGACUCUUGAGGAAGGGAAUCAUCAUUUUGGGUAAACGCAGUGAGUCCAGAACUGGACAGUGCCCAACGGCAUUCACUGACAGCUCUUCGGCAAGUUUCCUCUCGGAAUCUACCCUGGGGUUUAGUUUUCAAACCAGAGGGUUAUCAGAGCCAGGAAAAAGUUAGUUACUUGCUUUCUAAAUGUUAUAACAUUAACAUGGGUGGUCCUGGAUUUGCUGAGAAUGACAGGGGUGUGUGGGCACAAGAAGAAAGAAGCAGGAGAUUUAAAGAAGUAACCCCCCCUUCUAAAAAAAAAUAAAAUAAGCGCCGCUAGCAGGGAUGGAAUUCCAAGAUAUGUACGGUAUUCCUGCCUUAUCUGAGGUUUUGUGUUCUAAGGUUUCGGUCACCCGUGGUCCACCACGGUCCAGAAGCAGAUGGUCUCCAUUCUGACCUAUUGUCAGAAGGUCAGUGGUAGCCCAACGCGACGUCACACGCCUGCACCGCCCGCCUCACCUCAUCUCAUCACGUGGGCAUUUUAUCAUCUCCCAUCAUCACAGGAAGGAUGGCUUACAUGAAGAUGCGCUUGAUGUACAUUUCCCUGGUGGUCCUGGGAGCCCUCUGUUUGUAUUUUAGCAUCUACAGCCUGACUCCUUUUAAAGACGAGCCGUUUGUUUUCAAGAAAGAAAGGGGGAACUUCCUUCAGCUUCCAGAUAUCAACUGCAGGCAGGAUCCCCCCUUCCUCGUCCUGCUGGUGACCUCCUCCCACGAACAGAUGUUUGCUCGCACGGUCAUCCGGAACACGUGGGGGAAAGAAAAGAAUGUGAACGGAAGACUCAUAAAAACCUUCUUCCUUUUGGGAGCCACAUCCAGUAAAGACCUGUCGAAAGUGGUAGUGCAGGAAAGCCAGCGGCAUCGCGACAUCAUCCAGAAGGACUUCACGGACGCCUACUUCAACUUGACCCUGAAGACCAUGAUGGGUAUCGAGUGGAUCCACCGCUUCUGUCCUCAGGCGGCUUUUGUGAUGAAAACGGACUCGGACAUGUUCGUCAACAUCUACUACCUGACCGAGCUGCUCCUCAAGAAAAACAGAACCACUCGGUUUUUCACCGGCUUCUUAAAACUGAACGAAUUUCCGAUUAGGGACAAGCACAACAAGUGGUUUGUCAGUAAAUACGAAUAUCCGUGGGAGAGGUACCCGCCCUUUUGCUCGGGCACUGGCUACGUGUUUUCCAGCGAUGUGGCAAGUCGUGUGUAUGAUGUGUCCGACAGCGUCCCGUUCAUUAAGCUCGAAGACGUCUUUGUGGGGCUCUGCCUGGCAAAACUGAAAAUCAGGCUGGAGGAACUCCACUCCGAGCAGACCUUUUUCCCAAACGGGUUGGCCUUUUCCACGUGUCGUUUUAGGAAGAUCGUGGCCUGCCAUUUCGUCAAGCCUCGCAACAUGCUGAGCUAUUGGCAGGCUCUGGAAAAUUCUCUGGAAGAGGAGUGUCCAGCUGUCUGAGCAAGCCCAGGGGCCCAUGCGGACACACUUGAGACAACCCAUAGUUUGGAAGCUCUUCAGGGGGCAUUGCUGAGGGUCCUCGUGGGGCAGGGAGGGAGUGAGGAGGGAGGAGGAAGAGGCAGGUGAGGGUGCUCUCCUCUAGCGCUGCCCGUCUAACUGAGUUUGUAAGCCUGAGUGGAACCGCUUGGUGCCCAAGCGAUAACAGAGGCCAUCUCUUGGGUCCCUACACGACUGCGCUAAGUGUCUGACGCACGCCUCCAUUUUCCCAUUUCCAGGAUCAGUGUCUAUAUGCAGCGGUGGGUGUCAGCAUCCCCAUCUUACACACCAGGCAGCCGCAGCUUAUGGAAACCCAGGGCCUUGUCCCAAGGCUCCCGGCCAACAAACACUGGGGCAGGGAUGGAGAUCCAGCACUGUGAGAACCCAGGCGCAGCCGCUGGCUUGGCCCACCCCUCCGUCCUGCCUCCCUUGGCAGGGAGUGGCGGCCAGGAGGGCUCGGAGGCAAGCCUGGUGGUGGCAUCCUUCAGUCCCUUUCAGGAGUCCCUUCCACUUCAAGUCCCAGUCCUUUAGCUUUCAGUGCUGUCCCUGGGGUGAAGCAGCACGCCCCCAGCGCCCUCAUUCACCGCAGUGGAUCGAGCAGGGAUACCGAGUCCCCGUGAGCAGCUCGGUAUUCAGCUCACAGCAGAGCAGGCACAUCCCCGGCCGUUGCCCCUAAGAAACGGCCAUCUCUAGACAGAAAACCGUGUUCAUAGAUUCGGCUUGGAAACAACUGCAAAGCUGGCCUGUCGAGCGGACUUCUUGGCCACGCUGCCAGCAUCCCCAAGGGCACGGCAUGAGCUCCCUGAAAUGAGCUUUGGUCAAGGGGGGCUGUCUUCCUGUGCCUGCUUCCCACGGCUGGCCCAGGCUCAUCUUUUUGGAAUUUCUCAGACGGCCAGAGAACAACUGAGUUUGUGAAGUGAUUAACCUUCUGUUUCCUUCCGCCUGGAGGUUUCUAGGAGCCUGUUCUGCAGGCUGUGUGGGUGAGGCCCUGCUUGGCGGGGGUCUUCACCUGUUCAGCGGCUGUGGGAUUACAUGCUAAGCUGCCCUGCUCCUGGUUGUAGGAAUGAUUCGUACUUAUUUUUUACUUUACCUGACGUGACUUUACCAGCGCUCAAAGUGAAGGCCUCCCAUGGCUGGGCAACCCACAGAAGCCAGACCAAGCUCCUACCUGAGCCCAGGUGGAGGUAUUUGCUGCAAAAUGGCCGUGGCAACAUUAACCCGAACGGCGUUUCCCCUAUCUGCUGCUUCUCUGCAGACGUGAGCCCUUAUCCUGGCCGCUCUGCACGUGCUGGACUGUGCUCAGGAAGCCUUCCUCCCAGGUGGGACAGUCAGGGCCUGAGCUUCCUUUUGAGCCCAGAUUUUGUCGGAGCCUUGGUCCUGCAGGAGGGCGCCCGAUGCGGAAGAUAACGGUGGGUGGGGGGUGUUGAGGGUGAAGGAGCUCCUCCGGCAGCAGGGCUGGGUCUGUGCCUACGUGUCCACCCUGGGUGGGGCGUGUGUCCGUGUGGCCACUGGGCUCGGUGUGGCGGACCCAGGAUCUGGCCUUCCCCUCAGCCUGUAGCUCAGUCCCAGGGAUCACGAGCCCAGGCAGGGCUCUGUUACCUGAGCCGGGGUCUUGGGCCCGACCACGAUAGAAGUGACGUGGGACCCACGAGUCAGAGGCACGGGCAGUGCUGUAUUGGAGGAAGCUCCUACUUUGUCCAGCGUUCCCACGCCUGUCCCUUAUGCCACUAAGGGAUGGAAAGUGCCUCGUCCUGAUUGGCUGCUGUUGGCAGGCGACCCAGCAGCUCAUUGGUGUUCUUGGAGCUGUGGUCUUCCAGGUUGGUGGAGCCUCCUUUUGUCCCCGCCUCAACAGGACGUGGCCCCGGCUGUUGCUGGAAGUCCGGCCGGUGUGGGGUCGGACCCUGGUUCUGCUCUGUGAGAAAAUCAGUUCAGGAAGAACAGCCGACCAGAAGUGCCCCAGGUCCAUGACAUUUGUCAUUUGGGGCUUGUUCCUGUGGUCCCUGACUGUCUCAUGGCCCCCGGAGAGCUUUCAUGCACCUGAUGCUUGCAGGGGAAUGUGGAUGGAGGUCUCAUCUCCUGUGUCUACAUCCUGCUUAUCGAGGGCGUAGACGCUGCCUCUCAUUGGAGGUCAUGGCAAUGUCCCGCUAUCUGAUUUAAUCCUGACAUGAGAGCGCGGUCCCCAGCGGGUGUGGGCUGAAUCCCCAGGCGAGCAUCAGCUGGAUAUGGGACUGUUGGAGUCUAGAGGACACGAAUUUGACAAGUAAAGUAAAGAAGCAUGGCCCAAAUAGAAACAGCAGUAAAAUGGCCACUAAGGGCGUGAGGAAAGGCAAGAACCAGGUAACACAUGGCAGGUACCCCUUAACGGAGUGCCAGAUGGUUUGAGCAUGGGGGCCUUAAAAUUAUGGAGCCAGGAGGCCUUUUGGGGGAUGAUGUCAUCCCUUCGUCCUACCUCUCCAGAAACAUGAAUGUGGAAUCAACAAGAUGGAUUUGCAAUAGCAUAUACUCGCCCUGGGUCAGCCAGUGGAGAGUCUAAGGCUAAUUGGUGAUCUAAAACCGCGGAAGCCAGAGUCUAAUGAUCUUAGAUAAGCUUAAACUCCUGUCCGGUUUCAGCCACCACUGGGGACACAGUGGCUUCUGUGUGGAAGCGUUGUGCAUUGUUCCCCGGCUGGUCUCAUCACGGAUCCGACCCAGGGGACUCUGAGCGUUCAGCCAUCCUCCGGCUCCCCUGGACCUCCGUGGUGGUGAUAGCUGAGUGUUAGAAGGGUUACUGAUGACUAUUUGAAUAUUUUCAGGGGACGGUGCAGCAUGUCCCACAGUCUCCGCUAGUCUUAUUGGUAUCAAGACAUUGAACUGGUGUCCCCCUUCCCAUCUGACAUUCUUAGGAAGACCAUUCCUUCAGCUAGACCCAGGAGCCCUGGGGAGGGGGGCUGGGCACUGAGGUGGUGAGUGGUUGUGGGGCAUCCACAGGGAGUGCUUGUCGUCAUCCAGGUCUCCAUCAUCAGUGCUGCCAUAUACUUGUGGCCCUGUGUGACAGUCUGGGUAACUGUGACACCAAGGCCAUAUCUCCUAGAUCAUACGCCAUGUUUGAGAUGUGGGGGGGUAUUGCUGCAUAUAAAGGGGGGCAGGGCUGGGGCGUGGGGUUCGCCGCACCUUUUGGUGGGCAGCUGCAUAAAAUGAUACUAAGUAUGCGGGCUCAUUUGGCAGUCAGAUUACAGGUGGAGGCCCGCAGAGAUCACAAGAGGGGUCAUGUGGUAUACCAAUGAUGGCUGAUGGAUGAAAACGUGUUGUUGUAAUCAGGUCAGCGGGUGUUGGGUGGAUGCUGAGGACUGGGUUUGUGUGAGGUUUAUUGGCUCUGUAAAUGGGGUGGGCUUGGCCCCGGGACGACUCUGCAAGCUUGCCUCACAGAACAUCUUUAUGUGCUUCUCCAUGGACUUGUUCAUGACAUACCCAUUGGUCUGAUUAAGUUUCUAGUGCGGUCUGAGACAAUGUUUUUAGUAAUUUGGAGCAAAGAAUUUUCUUCCCCUUUCCCCACGUUUUGCUUACGCCCUAUUAUGAUCAGGGAAGACAUAAGCACCAGGACAAGAAGGGGUAUGUAUGGUUAGUUUUAUUUUUUUUCUUCUUAGCCAGGACAAAAGAGGUGUGAAAGGACAAGAGAACAGACCCAGAGCCACCCCAGGAAAUGUUAGACUAACCUGGACCGCUUACCCAGCAGGGGCAAACCAGGUGUUUUCCAGGGAGUGGUGCUGCUUUAAGCAGCAAGUGAAUGGGAGACACAGAUGCAAGAAAAGAAGGUGAUGGGGACGAUGAUCCACCACAUUCCUUACCUGUUUGCAGUGAUGACUUUUUUUUAAAAGAUUUAUUUAUUUGAGAGAGAGAGCAAGCAGGCAGAUGAGCACGAGUGGCAGAGGGAGAGGGAGAGAGAAUCCCAAGUAGACUUUGCACAGAGCACGGAACCCUAUGCCAGGCUCCAUCUCACGACCCUGAGAUCAUGACCUGAGCUAAAACCAAGAGUCGGACGCUCAACCGACUGCGCCACCCAGGCGCCCAAUGACUGUCUUUUGAAUUUCAGAGCUUCAGUUGGUUCAAAGUAUAGGUGUGGUUGGCCGGUGGGUCCUGAAGAAGUCCGGGGCGGGGGUGGGGGGGAGGGCAAGUUUAAUCUUGAUGAGAUGGACCCAGCUGGGUACUCCUUCCAGCCCUGUGGCGGUGGGAGCGGCCAGAAAUCCCCGGUAGGGUCCUUUCCAUUUGGGUUGGAGUCGGUCCCUCGGUGAUCCCUCUUUCCGUGUCAUAAGUGCUGCUUAUUCCCCGGGCCCAACCUUUGGGAGGACAGAGGGAUCCGGGUGGGGUCUGGCGGGAUUUUAUUGCCACAUUGCUGUAGGGCCUGUUGCGUCUUGCUUCGGUUCCCCUGGCGGCGAAAGAUGCCCUGCUGUCGCUCUGAAGGGACUUGGGCAGCCCCAGAUCUUGGAAUGAUUUCUUUUAAAAGACAUUUGCACACCUCAGUAGCCUUUUCUGUCCUCGAACAGAAAGCCUCUAUCCAACCGGUAAAAACAUUUCCAGACCCAAGAAGAUACUGACAACCAGCCUUUGAAGGCAUCUGAGUAAAAUCAGUUCCUGAGCCCUCAGAGCCUGCCUGUUGGGCUCCAGCUGUGUUCCUGAUGCCACCUUGCCUGACCACGAGGGUAAGAAGCUCUGUGACAGCAGGAACUGGGAGGCAAAGCGAUGCUCUUCCCGUGACAGCCAAUGUUAGUUUUGUACUGGGACCUGCAGGAACCAGGCUGGUUGGUGGCUUCACCCUUGGGUGUCCAGGGGGAAUGACUGGUGGUGAACCCUGUUUCCUGGGUGUGCUGAGAUGAGCACCCUACAUGCAUUAUGUCCUUAAAUGCUCAAAGUAGCUCUAUGGGGGAGGGGGCGCCAGCCAUGGGCCCGCUUUGCGGGUGAGGAAGCCCAGGUGGCAAGAGGGAGGGAGCAACUCGCUCAAGGUUGCCGGCACAGCUGAGAAGUUGCACAUUUAGGGGACGACCCCCCUGGGUGGGCCUCCCAGGCUGCCAGCCGGCCGCCUGUCCGUGUUCAGUGGGGUGCAGGAGCUCAUUGCGUCGGGGGCUCAGGCUGCACCUCUUGCAUGCCCUCCAUGCCCCUCCACACGCCCACCCACCAGCGUCUGAACCCCAGUUCCCAGCCUUGUGCUCUGGGACUAGGCUCCGUGGUGCCAGCCCCUCUGAUUUUGCACUUGAUUCCAGCUCUUCCCACCUGGUGGAGCGCAGGACUCCUGCACGGGGCAGUUCAACCCCACAAGGGAGUUCUGUGUUGUCGUCUUAAAUUUCUCCUCUCCUGUUCUUUCUGAGUGCCCUCCCAUCAGACGUUGCUGCCCCCUCCACCAGCUGGUUCUUAUCAAGCUCUCUGAGGACUCCCGUUCUCGGUCCUUAUCUUGCCCGACUGCAUGACUGGUCUUGCUGGCUUCAGGCCCAGCUCCGUCCCCAGCUUCCAGGAUGCUUGGUGCUCUUGGUUCUCCUCCUCCCACCUGCUGCCACUCCUUUUCGGUCGCCUUUGCUUGGGGCUCUACCUUCGGAUUGUAUCCAGAGGCCAACCUCUUCCCAACACCUCACGGCUGCCGCCUGCCCAAGCCCCUGUCCCCGCACCUGUGUUCCUGUUCCUGUGCCCACUGUCUCCGUUCCCACCUCUGCACCCCUUAGGUCUAUUCCCAAAACAGCUUCCAGAGCGCUCUUCAAAAAUAUAGGCCAAAGCAUCUCACUUGUCCACUCAGAGCCCCCCAGUGGCUCCCCAUCUCUGAGGAAAAGCCACAUCUUUAAUAUCGUUACCUGUUUCUGUGCCUUAACCUUGUCCCUUCAUGCUGUCCCCUUCCUGCCACUCUGGCCUCCUUGCCUUCCUGGAACAGCCCAGACACACUUCACCAACUGCAGGGCCUUUGCACUGGCUGUUCCCUUUGCCAGGAUUACUCUUUCCCCAGAGCGUCUCAUGGCUCACUCCUUUGCCUCCUUCAAGCCUUUGGUCAGAUAUCACCUUCUUGGUGAGGCUUACCUUGCCCCAUCCCACGGCCCCUUACCUUGUGCUAUUUUUCCCAUUGGACUUACCAGUUUCUAACAAAGUAUAUAACAUCUAUUUAUUAUAAUAUAUUUCAUUUAUUUUAUUUCAACCCACUUUAAUGAGAGCUCUGUGCAGGCAUGGAUCUUUGUUUCCUUCAUUGAUGCACCUUAAAUCUUUUUUUUUUUUUUUAAUUAAUUAGGCUCCCUACCUAGCAUGGAGCCCAACAUAGGGCUUGAGCUCAUGACCCGGAGAUCAAGACCUGAGCUGAGAUCAAGAAUCGGAUGCUUAACUGACUGAGCCACCCAGGCACCCCAGACGCACCUUAAAUUUUUAGCACAGCUCCUGGCACAUAGUAGAUGCUCAACAAAUAUUUGUUGCGUGGAACUGAAAUGGUCUUUAUGGGAGACGGUUUUAGGGGGGAAUCAGAGAGCCUAGGCUGAAAGGGGGAGGCUUCUAAAACACAGCCAACAGCAUGGCUCCCAGCGAAUCAGUAAAUGAGGAGUGAGAUUUUACUGCAAACCGUGACCUGAAAAUCUAGAAGGGCUUUACAGCAGUGCUUCUUGACCUCAUGCCCCCUCCCGGUAGUAGAAAGCCUCAGACACUGGGAAGUGGGUGGAACCCUAUAAUGUACUCCUCCGCAUGCCAACCUUGUCUCACCUGACACCCCCUUGACACCUCCCUUCCAUCUCUUUUGAUAAUUAUAGAAAUCUGUCUCUUUUCCUCAACUGUGUCCAACUUUUAUUUAUUUUUAUUUUUUUAAAGAUUUUAUUUAUUUAUUUGAGAGAGAAUGUGCACAGGGGGGAGGGGCAGAGGGAGAGAGAAUUUCCAGCAGACUCCCCACUGAGCGCAUAACCUGACGUGGGGCUUGAUCUCACGACCUUGAGAUCAUGACCUAAGCCAAAACCAAGAGUCGGACGCUUAACCAACUGAGUCACCCAGGCACCCCAACUGUGUCCAACUUUUAGUCCCAGAAGAAUGAAAACAAUAAACCAAAUUGCCAGGAAACACAUGGGAUCACUAAUGUGACUUUUCAGUCCUACUGUUUUUUGUAUAUAAAUAACUACAUACAUAGCAUCUUUGGGACACUAAAAGCCAUCCUCUGGAUUUGAGGUCAUUUUUCAAAACCAUAACUAUGAAGCAGUGUUCACUCUCUUGAGCUGUGCGGGUGAAUUCGGGACAUUGGGGUCAUACCAUGGUCAGCCCAGGUAUGAGGAAUGUGGAUGGCCCACAGGUUACUCAGAAGGGGGUCACCGGACUCCCAGACCUCAUGGGGCUGUUUUGACAGGUGGUUGAGACAAUGUGUGUAAACUACUCAGUAACGUGCAUGUUUUUGAUGAUAGUAUUUGGGUCGUGAAUUUUGGUGCAGACUACGAUGGUAUAUUUAUAGCGAUCUGUGUGCAAAUCAAGAGAUCUUUGGGGUAGGUCUUUAAGACUAUUCUUUUCCUCCUUGAAUCUUCCCUGGCACUUUUGGAAAAAUUCUGGUAUCUGGGGAGUUUCUCAAAAUUGCAGAGCAUAGUGUUCCAGACUCGGUUAAUUCAGAGUGUAUGAAAAUCUGAACAGGUUACAAAAAAUGGAGCUGGAAGGUGCCUUAGAGAUUAUCCAUGGUUUAAGUAACAGCCUCCUUUUUACUGAUGAGAAAACCAGUGAGGAGAAUGGGGUGGUUUUUCUAAGUCCUUCGGUUAGCAGCAUCGCCUGGUCAGAAACCAGCAUCAGAAAGCUAAUGUCAGUCAUCCGCUCUUUUAUUUAUUCAUCCCUUGGGGAAGAUAUGCUCACUGCUUUUUACAGAAUGUCAGGAAGAAGGGUCAAGCCGAGGUUCUUGGCUGUGGGUUUUGCAAACAGCUUUAGCUAUUUAGGGUAAAUACACAAUGUCAAGAAAGUGAUUGGGUCAACCGUUCUCUUGGCAACUGAAAGAAAAAGCAUUUGUUCAGCACCUUCUUUGUGGACAGACGUCGUGACCCAUUUCCACAGAAGCUGUCCCAGUGAACCCUCACAACGUUUUGGGGUCUCCAUUGUUAUCAGAAUUAACACCCUGGAUUUGAGCUGAGGAACCUGAGUGGGGGCUCAGUGAUUCAGUGGGGCUCAGACGUGGCAGAGACCUGGCCCCUUGGUCUUCAGUGCCUCGCCCUUCACCAGAGCAUGGUUGGCAAGUCCUCCCACGGGGCUGAGGGUGGACAGGGCAUCCUGAGUCUUCCACAGGAACCCAGGGCUGGCCCCACCCAAAGGGUCUUCCAUCUUGUCCCUUUGCCUGGGCCACCACUUCUUUUCUGAGUGUUGACACAUGUCUCCAUCUGCUCCUUCCUGGUCCUAUUUGACCUUCUGGAACUUGGCCCUUUGUCAUCUGUGGUGUUCCCAAGAAUCUCCUGUUUAGCUGAGUCCUCUGACCUGUCCUGUCCCAGUCCCUCAGAUUUCCCCAGACAAGCAUCUGGCUCCAGAACAUGAACCCUCCAGACUAGUCCAACCUCUAGUUCCAGUCUCUCACUACCCAAAGUCCUGGUGAAACAAGUCAUCUGUCAACACUCCAGACAGGCUGCUUCUCCCACUGUGUGUGUGUGUGUGAGUGUGUGUGUGUGAUCCAAGGCUUUAAGUAGAGGCACCACGCUCCGUGGCAGCUGGUUUCCAUGUGCCAUCUGCCCUCCCCCGAGUGUGGGAAGGUCAGAAAACCCACGGUUUGCUUACGUGGGAUGUACAGCUGCAGGUGCCCCUGGAAUCCUCCUCAGUGCUGGGACGACAGCAUGGAGCUUGAGAGGUCACGUGUCCUCAACACUGUACAAUCGGUCACAUGCCUGUUACCCAGCAUGUGCCCCGUGGAGUGCUGGUGUGCUGGAAACACGGGCUGUGGGAUGAUCGGCAGUCACGGUGUUUAGAGACUGUCCUGGACUCCAACUUCUAGGCAGAAUGUUUAGAAAGCGUGAAAUACGAUGAAAGAGAUCGAGCAGCCUACUGACUAUGGGUGUGUUUCUUACAAGCAAGAACCGGGUGCAGGGCUGUCCAGAGUCCUCUGGCCUGAUGCACAGGCUGAAAGGGACAGCCCGGCCUUGGUGAUGCUCGGGGCUCGCCACACUAAGGUCCUAUGGCUCUGUGAUAGAUUAAAUAAUUAACAAGCCCGUUUUACUAUAACAGUUGCUGACCCUUCUCAUUUAAAAAUAGAUGAGAAGAUGUUUAUCUUUUCUCUGUGUCUUCCAUUUGGAAAUACUUGUUUUCUCAUGUUUUUUUUUUUAAGAAUUAAUUUUUGGUACUUGUCACAUUAGGACUGAUGGUUUAGCUAUUUCCUGGAGACCGUAAACUUCUCCAGGCUUACUCUUUGCUCUGUCGAGGUCCCUGGCAUGGUGCAUGGUAAGGAGGAUAUACCAAUAAUUAUCUAGUGGGUUUUUCUUUAACGUUUUUUUUUUUUUUUUUAAUUUAUUUGAAAGAGAGAGAGAGAGAGCACAAGCAGGGGAGAGGGGCAGAGGAAGAGGGAGAAGCAGACUCCCGGCUGUGCAGGGAGCCUGAUGUGGGACUCGAUCCCAGGACCCUGAGAUCAUGAUCUGAGCCGAAGGCAGACACUUGACCGACUGAACCACCCAGGCGCCCUAUCUAGUGGGUUUUAAGGUGAUUUCUGGAAGGACAUACUCAGGCAGAGUGGUGAGCUAGAGUACAGGAAUUAAGUGAACCAUAAGGUCCCUUCCAACACUAAUUCCUGAAGCCUCUUUUAUAGAUUGUUAUUGCCACUUAUUUUUAUUUCUGUUUGGUUCUACAGAACUCAAAAAUCUGUAUGUGAACACUAGGGAACUUCAUCAAGGGCUGAGAUGUAUAUCAAAUAAACUCUCAGUUAUGUCUCUGGGAUAUGAAAUAUGGUUACAUUCUCUGUUUUGAAUAUAGAUGGAAAGAUCUGUAGCUUGUGGCCACUGGGAACUUAGAAGCACGAGCUCCUCGUGAUUUUCCUGCUUUUCAAGUAGUCAUACCAGGGAAGAACCCCUCACUCUCAGAUUGGCCCUGAAACUGAGCAGGGAAGCCACCUACCCCCAGUGUGGGGCCAAGAGCCACAAAAGGCUGGAGGAGAGGAUGAGGAGAGGAAGCAGGAAUGUGUCCUAGCAUCUGCCAAUAUGAAUACAGACAAACGAAACAUCAGAUUUUAAUAAAAAAAAAUUCCUUCCUUAUCAGACUUGAUCAACUUUAGAUAUAAGUAGACAACUCACUUACAGAGCCAAAUGUGGUUUUGGGGAUCCCAUUGUUUCGUAUCGUCUGUUCUACUAUGUCCAUUCUCUGGUUUAUGAGAUGAGUGCCUGUUACGUGGAGAACGGAGAUGGCUGGUGUGGUAUAUCCAUGGCCUGGCCCAGAGCUCCUGUCACACAUGUGCUCCUGGGAUGUCAAUGCUAGGUCCGUUGUCUCAAGGGGCCAGUCCUUUCGGCCCCAGAGAGAUACACCAAAGAAGUAGUGAGGCCCUUUGUUAAAUUCUGCUAUGGAAACUAUCAGGUUGGGGGAGAAUUUACUUAUUUUACACAUGGCCAUAUGUGACAUCAAGGAAAAUCCACCAUGACUGGAAGUUACUAUUGUUAACCAAGGAGACUUUGUGGUUAAAUUUUGUUUUUCCUAAAAGACAAGAAAUAAAAGUGAAUUUAUAUGUUACUGAAUGAUAUUUGAAAAUGUCUCUCUGUAUUUUAGGGGGAUGUACUAGAUUCUUAUGUCAUUUUUUGGGAGUAGGUAUAGGUAUUUAUUUAUGAUUUAGUAACACUUAUCUUUAAUAAAAAUUAAGUUAUUAAAAUAGCAUCUUUCACUUAACUUGGUUAGUUCUAAGUUGUAGUUAGAUGUGAUAAACUUUUUUUUGUAUUGAUGUUUCCUAUAUUUUGUGUUUGGGAAAGUGUUUUUAAAAUUUGACUUUGAUUUUGGAAAAAUGUGCUGAACAAUUUGACAUGCUUAUCUUUGUAAGAGUUGGGGAUUUCUUGCUUCCCUGGAUUUAGGAAGCAAAGGAAUGGGGCUCUGACUCUUGGAAGGUCUUUAGGGGGACAGUGUCUGGGUGGGUGGUGAGGAGUGAGGUAUCCUGCGAGAACCAUAAGCCCAGGGCAGGAGGAGGCGGGCAUCCUUUUAAAUUUUCUUCCUCUCCUGUACAUUUAUAUUUUUUGAAAGCCGUCAUUUAAGUUUAAAAAAUCAGGCCUGAUGAAUUAAGACCUUUAGAAUCUUCAUGGUA
Molecule: messenger RNA, 16052 nt
Organism: Mirounga angustirostris (Northern elephant seal)
Lineage: Eukaryota; Metazoa; Chordata; Mammalia; Carnivora; Phocidae
Gene: B3GALT5
Product: beta-1,3-galactosyltransferase 5
Exons: 4
Coding region: 3878-4813 (311 amino acids)
Cellular component (GO): Golgi membrane; endoplasmic reticulum
Molecular function (GO): N-acetyl-beta-D-glucosaminide beta-(1,3)-galactosyltransferase activity
Source: RefSeq, a predicted model, not a curated record